CCUAUUAGUUCAUCGUUCUUCCAUUCCCUUGAGCCCUUUUCCAUUUUCGUUCAUUUGUCAUCUUCUUAACUUUCCUCUCCUCGGGAUCUGGUCCGAAGAGCGACCAAGUUGGAGUUCCACAAUUCCCGAGGAUUAAACUUUCAACUCUUCUCUUUUUUCUAUUUUAGUCUUUUUGUCUUGUCUUGUCUCUUGUCUUUUACAUGUACUUUCUGACCUCAUCAAGGAAAAAAAAAACCCUAUUCCUCUCUGCUCAAAAUUGACUUUGCUCAGAUCUGUGCACUUGAAAAUUAAGGUCAUACAAUAUUUGAUUGCUGCAAGAUCAUGAAUUCUUUUUCACAUGUUCCUCCUGGAUUUCGUUUCCAUCCAACUGAUGAAGAACUUGUAGAUUAUUACCUCAGGAAGAAAAUUACUUCCAGAAGGAUUGACCUAGAUGUUAUCAAAGAUGUGGACCUCUACAAGAUUGAACCAUGGGAUCUUCAAGAACUAUGCAGAAUAGGGACAGAAGAACAGAAUGAAUGGUACUUUUUCAGCCACAAAGAUAAAAAAUAUCCAACUGGUACAAGAACAAAUAGAGCAACAGCAGCAGGAUUCUGGAAAGCAACUGGAAGAGACAAAGCUAUAUAUUCCAAGCAUGACUUGAUUGGCAUGAGGAAGACUUUGGUAUUUUACAAAGGGAGGGCUCCCAAUGGUAAAAAAUCUGACUGGAUAAUGCAUGAAUACCGACUUGAGACUGAUCCAAAUGGUGCUCCUCAGGAAGAAGGAUGGGUGGUAUGCCGAGUGUUCAAGAAGAGAAUAGCAACAAUGAGGAAAGAAAGUGAGUACGAGUCACCAAUAUGGUAUGAUCAUGAUCAAGUCUCAUUCAUGCCGGACAUGGACUCCCCAAAGCAACAACACUCUCACUCUGGCCUCACUUACCACUAUCCUAAUUACCCUUGCAAGAAGGAGCUGGAUAAUUUGCAUUACCAAAUUCCACCUCAUCAUCAGCAAUUUCUUCAACUUCCUCUUUUAGAAAGUCCUAAGUUUCUUCCACCACCUCCAUGCAGCUCAAUGCCAGUAUUUGCGAUUAACGUUAAUAAUCAUGUGCAUCAGUAUGGAAACAACAACAACAAUAUUAGUACCAAUACUAAUGAACUAGUUGGAGAUGAUCAAGUGAUGGAUUGGCGAGUGCUUGACAAAUUUGUAGCUUCUCAACUUAGCCAAGAGGAGGAAAAUGAUUACUCAAAUACCUUGCAGGCUGCUGCCGAUGACUCAAAUUUGAACAAGCAAGAAGCAGCUACGGAAAAUACUUCAACCGCAUCCUCCUCUUCUCAGAUUGAUCUGUGGAAGUAAUUAAAAUGAAAUCCUCCUACUUAAGACAAGUAAAUACUCAUCAUAGGAAGUACACUUAUUUGUUGACUAAAUAUCAAGUAUUAUUUGUACAUAAUAAUACUACGUACUAUAUAUAUGACCCUUGUACUAAUAUUAAGUUAAGAGAACAUGAUGAAAGAAUAGGUGAAUUAUAUAUAUGCAGCCAUCUUUAUUAGCUGCUUGAGAUGUAAUUGAAGCAUUUUCAUUUUGUCAGGCAUGGCUAUCGAUGUUAUGGUAUGAUAGCUACUGCUUUGGUUAUGUAAACCAGUGGAUAUUUCGAAUGUGUUUAAAUGUUACAUUAUGUAGUGAUAUUAGACUAAUAAUAUCCGUGUUUUAUUUUU
Messenger RNA from Nicotiana attenuata, 1688 nucleotides. RefSeq names its product NAC domain-containing protein 7-like. Gene Ontology annotation, molecular function: DNA binding. Gene Ontology annotation, biological process: regulation of DNA-templated transcription. NCBI's taxonomy places the organism in Eukaryota, Viridiplantae, Streptophyta, Magnoliopsida, Solanales, Solanaceae. The record is from RefSeq and is a predicted model, not a curated record. The coding region runs from base 322 to 1329 and encodes 335 amino acids. The transcript is spliced from 4 exons.